Messenger RNA from Onychostoma macrolepis, 1131 nucleotides. Its product is annotated as ADP-ribosylation factor 5-like. Gene Ontology annotation, cellular component: plasma membrane; cytoplasm. The coding region runs from base 138 to 680 and encodes 180 amino acids. The transcript is spliced from 5 exons. Gene Ontology annotation, molecular function: GTPase activity; GTP binding. Lineage: Eukaryota; Metazoa; Chordata; Actinopteri; Cypriniformes; Cyprinidae. Gene Ontology annotation, biological process: intracellular protein transport; vesicle-mediated transport. The record is from RefSeq and is a predicted model, not a curated record.
GAGCGCGUCUGCUGUGAGAUUGGCGGUGUUGAGCUGUCAAUCAAACCGAAAGUAAAAAGCCUAUAUAAACACACACACUGAACACACAGCAUAACCACUCUGACUGAGCCUCUUACUCCAGGCGUUUGUCUUCUGACAUGGGCAACUACUUCUCACAGAUUUUCUCUCGUCUCUUUCCAAAAAAGCAGAUUAGGUUGCUUAUGGUUGGUCUGGAUGCAGCAGGGAAAACAACAGUCCUCUACAAAUUCAAACUUGGUGAAGUUGUCACAACUAUUCCAACAAUUGGUUUUAAUGUUGAAACAGUUGAAUAUAACAACAUCUCCUUCACUGUGUGGGAUGUUGGUGGUCAGACCAAAAUCAGAGGUCUUUGGAAAUAUUAUUAUCAAUACACUGAGGGCCUGAUCUUUGUGGUGGACAGCAGUGAUCAUGACCGGAUUGAAACGGCAGCAGAGGAACUAAACGCGAUGCUGGCGGAGGACGAGAUGAGAGACGCGGUUCUGUUAGUUCUUGCUAACAAGCAGGAUUUACCCAAAGCCAUGCCGGUCCACGAGCUGACAGACAGACUGGGUUUACACGCACUGAGAGGAAGACAGUGGUUUGUUCAGGCCACAUGUGCGGUUCAAGGAUCAGGUUUAUAUGAAGGACUGGAUUGGCUCUCGGAUCAACUGUCCAAACGAUGAAACACUUACUUGAAGAAAACACACUUAAUCAGAACUGAAUGUAUAGUCUAUAUAUUAUGUCUCCAACUUUAUUUUUUUGUAUUGAGAUAUUUAUGGGAUAUUAUUACAGUAUAUAUAAUUGAAGUACAGUACAUUCUGUAUUGUUAAUUUACCACUAUCAAGACAUUUUGAAAUCAUUUUCGGCCUAUUUUUGGUUCUGAUGUACAUGUUUGCCUUCAUUAUGUGCCUUUUUAAACUCACUAGAUUGUACAUUAAUUUAUAAAUUAUGCACUACUGCUGUACCGUGUACUAUUAUUUUAUUAUUUUAUUUAUCUACAGUACUGUAUUCAAUGUACUGAUAAUUUACCUCUGUAAAAGAGAUGCUGUUAUAUGUCACGUUUGACUUAUUUUAAUGUGUUUUGUUGUAUUUGAAAGAACAAACUGAUGUCUGCCUGAAAUAUAUGUGUCUGUG